Molecule: messenger RNA, 1574 nt
Organism: Quercus robur (English oak)
Lineage: Eukaryota; Viridiplantae; Streptophyta; Magnoliopsida; Fagales; Fagaceae
Product: protein LIGHT-DEPENDENT SHORT HYPOCOTYLS 3-like
Exons: 3
Coding region: 569-1180 (203 amino acids)
Biological process (GO): mRNA transcription; response to light stimulus
Cellular component (GO): nucleus
Source: RefSeq, a predicted model, not a curated record
ACAAUUCCUCUCUCUCUCUCACACUCCACAAAGAAGAGGAAUAGUUUUAAUAAUCCAUUAAAACAAGCAAGUGAUAAGUUGCUUCACCUUUUUUUAGAAAAAAGACCUAAUCCCUUAAAACAUUUUCAGAAACCAAAGCUACCGAAAAAUUCCUUCAGUGAAAAUGUGAAAUAUCCUUCCACGUUUUCUAGUAUUAAUUGCUCAAAAAAAGAAACUCCAAGAUAGAAAAAAAAGAGGAGAGAGAGAGAGAGAGAGAGAGGGAGAGGAAAGAGGAACAGUCUUCUCAGUCUCUCCAAUCAAUCUCAUCACAUAUUCACUUGUUGGAAUAUCAAGAUCUUCUUUUGCUUCACCGUCUGCAGUUUUAGUCCCUUCCUCUCUUUCUUCAAAAAUGGAAAUUAUUUCACAGUCCUAAGAUCAUCCUAUAGCUCUAAAAGAAGAAAGCUUGGAUAGAGACACAACAUCGAUCAGCCACCAUAUCCAAGAACCAAGGGCUCAUUAAUUGUUGCUCUCGAGAUCCAAGGCAUUUUAACCAAUCGAAAACACAAACACCCAAAAAGGAGAUCCAUCCAUGGAUUCAAUUCCGGAAUUAAUGGAGAGUUCCAACUCAGAGCACACAAGCAUGAGUACUGAUACCAACACCAACAACAACAACAAUAACAGCGCAGUAUUAGUUGGCUCAAGCUCUUCUUCCCCAGUUUCUGCUCCUAGCAGCAGCCGCUAUGAAAACCAGAAGCGCCGUGACUGGAACACCUUUGGCCAAUACCUCAAGAACCACCGCCCUCCUCUUUCACUCUCAAGAUGCAGCGGUGCUCACGUCCUUGAAUUCCUCCGGUACCUUGACCAAUUUGGGAAGACCAAGGUGCACACUCCAAUCUGCCCUUUCUUUGGGCACCCUAACCCUCCGGCGCCUUGCCCGUGCCCACUGCGACAGGCGUGGGGAAGCCUCGACGCACUCAUCGGACGCCUUCGAGCAGCCUUCGAAGAGAACGGAGGGAAGCCAGAAGCAAACCCAUUUGGGGCUCGAGCUGUUAGGCUGUAUCUCCGUGAGGUUCGUGAUUUACAGUCAAAAGCAAGAGGGAUCAGUUAUGAGAAAAAGAAGCGGAAACGCCCACAGCAACAGUUGACACCACAGGUACCGCCGCUGCUACCACCACCAGGUCAUGCAACUCAUCAUCAAUAAGCCAAUCCAUUCUCUAUCUAUCUAUCAAAAAAAACUACUCUCCAAAUACCGGUCCCUCCUCUUAUUAAUAUUGCUUGUUUGCUUUAAGGUUUUUAGUGUAUUUUCAUUAGGGUUAGUUAAUUUUCUAAAGUUGCUAGCUAUUCUAGACUGAACUCUGUCUGUUUAUUCAGUUUGCUUUUAUCGAAGCAGUGGCAUGGAUCUGAGGUAUUAUUAUUCUGCUUUUGAUGCAAACAGUACUGUUAGUAUUACUUAUAGUAGACUAGUAGUAGUGGCACUGGAAAAAGUGAUCAGUAGGGGAGAGGGAAUGGUGAUUAUGUUCUAAUGUUGAUUAUGUUCUAAUGUUGUGCUGAGCAUAUAUAUAUUCAUGUAUGGCAAGCCAGAAAUUUGCAUAUUA